Messenger RNA from Paramuricea clavata, 834 nucleotides. Lineage: Eukaryota; Metazoa; Cnidaria; Anthozoa; Malacalcyonacea; Plexauridae. The record is from the annotation of a GenBank genome assembly.
AUGGCAAGAGUAAUACCUUUGUAUAAAAAUGGCCAACGGAAUAUUCCAGGAAACUAUAGACCAAUAUCAGUUUUACCUGCGAUUAGCAAAAUUAUGGAGCGAAUUUUGUAUGAUCAACUGUAUAACUAUUUAACAAAAUUUGAACUCCUUAGCGAUUCUCAAUUCGGUUUUCGAAAAUCUCAUUCUACAGCAACUGCAUUACUAGACUGUACCAAUGAUUGGUAUAUGAAUCUAGACAGAAAAAUGUUUAACCUAGUAGUUUUAAUUGAUCUAAAAAAAGCAUUUGAUACUGUUGAUCAUCAAAUUCUAUUGAGGAAGUUAGAACUUUAUGGAAUAAAAAGAGAAGCUCUAACUUUGCUCAAAUCUUAUCUCACAAACAGAAACCAGAAGUGCCAAAUUAAGAAUUCCUUUUCUACAGAGCGAUUGAUUAAGUGUGGCGUACCACAAGGCUCUGUCUUAGGACCACUAUUCUUUUUGUUAUAUAUAAAUGAUUUACCUCAGUGUCUAAACAAAACAAAACCUCGAUUGUUUGCUGACGACACAAAUCUGACAGCUUCGGGAGAUUCUAUAAUUGACCUUGAAACUGUAGUAAAUUCUGAUUUGGAAAACCUCAGAAAAUGGUUAAUUGCCAAUAAACUUAGUCUAAAUGUAGCUAAGACAGAAUUUAUGUUAAUUGGUUCAAAGGCAAUGAUUAAAAAAAAUUCUGAUUCACGUUUAAAUGUUUUCAUUGAAAAUAAGCAAAUUACACAAGUUAGCGAAUGCAAAACUCUUGGAGUAAUAGUUGACCAGCAUUUGUCUUGGAAAAGUAAUUCCGAAAAUAUUUGCAAAAAAUAA